GGACAGAGGUAGUUUCAAAUCCUCCCUCCGCCACUGCCACUAACUUUUCCAAUAUAAGAUUUCAAAAUGCUUGGUUUGUUCUCUUCUUGAUCAUGAUGAUCUGCCCAAUUUCUUUUCUCUCAAAACAAUGUUGAGCUUACAAAAUUGUUUCUAAUGCUGCAAUACAAUGAUUUUCAAUCCUUGUAAAAAGACAUGUCACAUGCCAAAGUAUUCACGGUAAAUCUAAAAUGUAGCGCAGUACAAAAAAACACAGUAAAUAGACAAAAUAAAAACAGAAAGUUUAUCCCUACGAAAAUUAUCAAUAUUGCAUCUUCAUUCCUCCGAUUCUUCCAACCGCCGGCCAAAAAGUUCCCUCCAUUUUCCCCAUCUCGCAUUCUGCAGCAAAGAAACCAUUAAUCUCUGAAUCAUUAUCGUCGCACAUGUAAAAUGGAGCUAUUCGAGAAAGCGAGGGUGAUCCGGCUCCGAAGCCACCACGACAAGUAUCUCCUCGCCGACGACGAUCAGGAAGGGGUGAGCCAGGAUCGGAACGGGAUGUCGAAGAACGCCCGAUGGACGGUGGAGAUUGUGGAAGGAUACCAGGCCAUACGGUUACAAAGCUGCUACAGCAAGUACCUGACCGCCUCCUCCACGCCGUUCCUCCUCGGGAUGACCGGGAAAAAAGUGAUUCAGACGACACCCCCGCGCCUUGACACCUCCGUCGAGUGGGAGCCCAUUAGAGAAGGCGUUCAAGUUCGCCUGAAAACCCGCCACGGCCAGUACCUUCGCGCCAACGGCGGCGUCCCUCCUUGGAGGAAUCAUGUCACCCACGACAUCCCUCAUAGAACUGCAACCCAGGAUUGGAUUCUGUGGGAUGUUGAUGUGAUGGAGCUAAGACCGCCACCGCAGCAACAAUCUUCCGAUCACCGACCGCCGCAGGGCCCUGGUGGCCGGUCUUUCGAAGCCUCUCUCCAGCCUCCUCCUCCGUCGUUUGGACCCAAACCUUCCCUGUCAAGAAUGGAGUCUGAUGAUACGUUUGUGAUGCCAGCGAAAAAUGAAGGCAGGGUGAUCAAGUACGUAGUGGCAAAUGAGAAAGGACAAGUUGAUAAAGAUGAAGAAGGGAGUACCUUUUCUUUCAAGGGAACUGAGGUGGGGGAACUGAAGGAGAGGUUGGAGGAAGAGACAGGAAUGAGUGACAUCCUCGUAUGUUCUCAAAAUCCUUUGAAUGGGAUGCUCAAUCCUCUCACCUUGCAGUAUCUGCCACCAAAUAACGCAAGUAUGAAUGUUGUUGUAGUUCCCUCGGCUGGAAAAGGUGCAAAGAAUAUUAUGCAACCGCCUUCAGAGUAGUAAUGGGCUGGCCAUCUCUUGCAUCGACUGAGGACUGUCUGUUGAGAGAAAGCAACGCUUGCGCCGUAGCUCGUGGUUGAUGGAUGACCAGAGUGUUGAUGGAGCCAUGUAGUAGGAGUCCUUCAUCCAAUGGUUAACCUAAACACACAAGGUUUCUGUCUCAAUUGUUGACAUUCAACUUCAUGUUAUGUGCAACUAUCUUCGGGCUGUCUGCGAACUUUGCUAACAUCACAAAUGAAGAAGUAUAUAUCAGAGGUUUCCAGCACUUCAGCAACUGUUACUUCCAAGUUAAGAAAUUCAACGUAGUUUUCUCCUUCGUUCUUCCUUUCCUGCCAAUCUUCCCUUUUUCUGUUUCCUUGUAAGGUAGAGAGUAAAUAGCUUAGCUUCUCACUUGCUAGUAAGUUUAAAGCAGUACUUCCUUUUAUACAUACCUUGUAUAUCCUCCUCUUGUUGAGUUUGUAACACGAAACACAUAUCACCGGAAUGGCUCUGAGAGCAGAACAUUAUGGAUUACAGUAUUGAACUUCAGAAUUACAGUCUAUCGCUGAGCUUCAACUUCAUACUCCACCAGUUUUCUGUUCUUCCUUGAGGAUAAAUAAGCAGAGAAUGAAAACAGAGAAACAUGCAAGGAGAUAAACAUGCAAGAUGACCUGGGUUUCGCAGCAAGUUCCACAAGCUUCCCAUGCUUGUGAAUAUUGACAAUUGCUCUGAUAGAGGCAGUCGUGGGUUUCGACGUUUCUCUGUACUGGUUCAGUUGAUAUCUCCAUAUGGCAUAAAGCAAAACACCAGUAGUAUAGUGCUCAUUCUAUGGCUCAAUUCCAUACUCAAGUGAUCUUCCUGUUGCAAUCCAGUAUGAGUACAGGCCAUCAGAACCCCAAGUGAAACAAUUGCAUGAGGACUAAGUCCAUCUCCCCCCUGCAUAUUCCUCAAGCACUUAAUUGGUUUUCCCACAUAGCUAUACAUCACGAACCCACCAACCAUCACUGCCGCAUAAAAACCAUUAGCUUUAGUCUUAAACUGUAUGAUCCCCGGGGCCAUAUGUAUGCAUCCUGCCGCAAGUGCAACAACCUUUUACAUUAUAUCCACCAUCAACCAUUGCUCUUGACCUAAUGAAUCAACCUGCAGUUACCCAGAAUUCACCCAUCCAGAUCAAGCCUCAAACCAGCAUGUCAUUGAAACUCAAAGACGCAUUCGCAAUCAACCUUCAGUUACUGCAUUCACUCACAGGCACAUUCCACUGGGAAAAAUGCACAUCAGGAAUUUUGUCGAACACCUGUCGUGCACAGUUCGUAAAGUUCCUCUGGACGUACAAUGCCAAAAACCUCAAGUCCAAACACGCAACAUGCUAAAACUAACCUGUUUUCAUCCAACCGAUUGUGAAUGUUCGAUGUUACAACCCAGAAACCACACAGUAAGCAUCAGUUCGUCGGAUGGCGCAACAACUCGCGAGAGUUAAAUUUCGGCGCCAAGCUGAUGAAUGGCGGGUGAUUCUUUUGUUUCCGGAUUUCCGCCUUCUCUUUUUCUAUUUCUCGGUGUAAAAUAGAAGUUCAGUUUUGUA
This is a messenger RNA of Linum trigynum, 2881 nucleotides long. The record is from the annotation of a GenBank genome assembly. Lineage: Eukaryota; Viridiplantae; Streptophyta; Magnoliopsida; Malpighiales; Linaceae.